UGAGUAGAGGUGAAGUGCAAUAUAAGCAAAUCCACAACCUGAAGCCCAUUUAGACCUCUUCAACAGUUCAUUUUCCCCUCAUUGCUCUCUCACUCUCCCACUUUCCCAUAAAUUCCUAACUAAUCUAAACUACACAAAAAUAAAAGUAGAGGAGAAAAACAAAAAAAAAAAACAAAAAACAAAAAAAUAAUUAUUUAAAAAAAAAAUGACUUCCGUCGGUGGCGGAACAGUCGCCGGCGACGGCACCUCCUCUACUUCCUCCGCCAUAUCGCGAUGGACUUACACCUUAUCACAGCGUUAUCAACACUUUCUAGAUAAAUCUACACCGCAAGUUCUCCACCGUUGGAUCUUCUUCGCUGUGAUCGCGCUCAUUUAUUCUAUACGUGUUUUCAUGGUUCAAGGAUUUUACAUCAUUACGUAUGCUUUAGGAAUCUAUAUUAUUCAGCUCCUUAUUGCUUUCCUUUCACCGCAAGUUGAUCCGGAAGUUGACGGUCCUACCCUUCCUACUCGUGGUUCUGAUGAGUUUCGUCCGUUUGUUCGGCGUCUUCCUGAGUUUAAAUUCUGGUACUCACUAACAAAAGCAGUCUGCAUUGCUUUUGUGUUGACAUUCUUCAGUGCCUUUGAUGUGCCAGUAUUUUGGCCAAUUUUGUUAUUCUAUUGGUUGGUACUGUUCAUCUCAACAAUGAAGAGGCAAAUAAUGCACAUGGUCAAAUAUAAAUAUGUUCCCUUCACAUUUGGCAAGCAGCGUUAUGGGAAGAAAGCGCCCUCAACUGAUGAGAGAAGUGCUUCCAAACCUUGAGGUUCAAAGCAGAUUGAGCGUUUUGUGAUUGGGAAUGAAUUUGUUUUAGCUACAAAUUCACCUGGAUGGCUGUAUUUUUCACUAAAUAGGUUUCUGAGCUUGGGUUAUGUCAUUGAAUAUAUGAUUAUCAAUGAAUUCUUAGAUUAUAAAACUGAGUUCUCCUAGCA
Molecule: messenger RNA, 966 nt
Organism: Capsicum annuum
Lineage: Eukaryota; Viridiplantae; Streptophyta; Magnoliopsida; Solanales; Solanaceae
Product: protein RER1A
Exons: 3
Coding region: 206-799 (197 amino acids)
Biological process (GO): retrograde vesicle-mediated transport, Golgi to endoplasmic reticulum; protein retention in ER lumen
Cellular component (GO): Golgi membrane
Source: RefSeq, a predicted model, not a curated record